Leptosia nina is the source of this 435-nucleotide messenger RNA. NCBI's taxonomy places the organism in Eukaryota, Metazoa, Arthropoda, Insecta, Lepidoptera, Pieridae. The record is from the annotation of a GenBank genome assembly.
AUGUUUAUUGCGCUAACCGAUGACACGGCCAAGGCCGCUGACAACCCCCUUGAAAGUGAACUUCUUCAUCACGAAUCAAAAAUCGCGAUUUCUUUGUCCGAAGGCCGCUCGCCCGCUGGCCCCGGCUACAUCACAGCCGUCCGCCGCGACAGCGAGUCGGUUUUGGCAGAAGAGAGGUCGGUCUCUCCCGCGCUGUUACUGCGCAGGGCAGUCCGGGCCGCCGCCGACGCCGACACGCGUCGAGGAUCGACGAAAACUAGGCGAGGCACCGCCUCCGGAAUGUACAGCAAUGCGGUCUGGCCACCGAUCGAUAUGAGAACGACGACACACGCGCACUACACAACACUGACACUCGCCGUCACACGAGCUAUCGCGUACUGGCUCGCUGAGACAGAAGUAUAUAAUCCCGUUUUGAGUCGAAAGAGGCCGACUUAA